Messenger RNA from Xenopus laevis (African clawed frog), 1921 nucleotides. It is a transcript of the gene srsf12.L, whose product is annotated as serine/arginine-rich splicing factor 12 L homeolog. Lineage: Eukaryota; Metazoa; Chordata; Amphibia; Anura; Pipidae. Gene Ontology annotation, molecular function: RNA binding; nucleic acid binding. The record is from RefSeq and is marked provisional.
UUUUUUAUUUAGAUCGAGAAGCACAGCUUUCUCUUGUUAUCGUCAUCGGGGUUUGGCGCUUGACUGACUGGGUUUUAGAGUCGCAGGAUGUCUCGUUAUUCAAGGCCGCCCAACACAUCUCUCUUCGUCAGAAACGUGGGUGAUGCCACCAGGCCGGAGGAUUUGCGCCGUGAAUUUGGUCGGUAUGGCCCAAUAGUAGACGUUUACGUUCCACUUGACUUCUACAAUCGUCGCCCACGAGGAUUCGCUUAUAUACAGUUUGAGGAUGUUCGUGAUGCUGAAGAUGCCCUGUAUAAUCUUAACAGGAAAUGGGUUUGUGGUCGACAAAUUGAAAUACAAUUUGCUCAAGGUGAUCGGAAAACUCCUGGACAAAUGAAAUCCAAAGAGCGCCAUGCCAGUUCUCCAGAUGAUCGCAGGAGAUCCCGAAGCCACAGCAGGAGGAGGACACGUAGUCGAAGUUCCUCUUGGGACCAUGGUAGGAGGAGGUCUGGCAGCUUAAAAUCAUCGAGGCGCAGAAGGCAUUCUUAUAGUCAUUCAAAGUCACUUUCAAAAUCUCCUCAAAGGCGUUCCAGGACACCUCAAAGACAUUCCUUCUCUAGAGGACGCUCAAGAUCAAUGGAGAAAUCCCCUUCUGGCUCACCUCAAAAGCAAUCUAGCUCUGGAUCAAAGUCCCAGCCAGGCCAGAGACGCUCUGGCUCUAAUAGAUCCCACUCGAAAUCUCCUCAUCAUAGACAUUCAAACUCUUUAUCUCAAAAAGAAGCAUCCAGACAUUCUCGUUCCAGGUCUAGGUCACGGUGUUACAGGGGAAAAGACAGUAGACAAUCUGGUUCUGACGAAGACUAGUGUACAUAGUUGAGGUUGUUGCAAGUUUUGUCCACAAUUUGCAGACUUCUCAUCUGCCUAGAAGUUAACAAUAUCAGCUAGACUUCUUUGCUUACUUUCUAAAAACAAGUUAGGACGUUACAUGUGAGAAUUGGGGGCGAGCUGUUCUGAUAGUUUCUUGGGCACUCUAAAACCCCCUUGUAUAUUGAUUGAGUGUGGUUUGUUUUUGGUCUAAAACACAUGUAAGGCAUUCUUUUUAGAAAACAUAUUAAUUUUUUAAGUUCAUUGGACUGUUAGAUGUCUCAAAGUGUUCUCUGGAGUGUGUUCCUGCAAAAUAUAUGCCAGUGUCUUGUUUUACAUUCUAGAUCUACCACCUGAUAUUUAUCAAGAAGUGUGUAAGGGAAUAUCUGGCACUUGCUAUGCUUAAAAUAGCAAAAGUCCACAGUCCUCAAAUGAGUCCCCUCCCUCCGAUCAUUUUGGCGACACGGAACUUGCUGGCGCAUGCAGCCAGCAAGCCGAAAUGAUCGGAAAAGAACAAGAAGUUUCAGAAGAUGGAGCCUGCUAGCUCCACUGUGAAUUUCUGCUUGUAGAGAUCAGCUUUACUAUGAGAGGUGCUGUUUAGUGAUAUAGACUCUGUAGGGAGGGGAGCAGAGAGGGAACUCAUUUGGAUGGGGACUUUUGGGGGGGGGGGGUUAGUACUCCUGAAGGAUAGUGGGAUAAUCCUUCCAUCUUAUUAAAAUAUUUUGAUACAAACACAUCUGUGUAGAACUAACAUUUAAGUCUAAACAUAGAUAUUCAUUUCAGCAAUAAGGGUUGUGGCAUCAAGUGCUUUUUUGAAGAUGUCUGUUUUAUGACUGGAAAUGAAUUUUUUUUUUCUGGAAAAAGUUGCAUAAAAUAUUUUUUCUUGUUUUGUUUACUGUGCUGCAUAACCAUUGUUUUAUUGCUUUCUGUAGUAUUUUCUGCAUUAGUCAAGUCCUUUUUAGAUGCCAUAAGCAGUUUCAUAAUGCUUUGAUUUUGUCUCAAGUGCUGUCACUUGAAGAGUUGGACAGUUCAAUAUUUUGUCCAAUGGUUUUAAUAAACUUAAAGUUUCCAAAUUAAA